AUAAUAAAUAUUUAUGAGAACAAAAUCACUAGAAACUGCGCAAGUAGAAUCUCAUGAAGAAGUAAAAGAAAUUCUCAAAGACCUAGAGAACUCUAUCCAAGAUUUAUACAGCCCAGUCAAAAGUUAUAAAGAAUCCCUUAAAUGUAAGUUAUACUCAUGGGUUGAUCAGUUGGCUUCCUAUACUGAUUCAGAGCAGCAGGAUGGCUUUGUGAAGAGUGUGGACAAUUUGUUAUCCCCUUCCGAUGAUUUGGUUAGAAUUUACUUUGAAUUUCAGAAGCAAGCGAGGAUCAAAACACAAAAUACAAGAACCUAUAUCUCAGCAAAAGGUUACAUGACUGAUGAUGUUAGCUCUCAGAUUGAUGAAAUAGUGAAGCCUUAUUACCAGAUGCUUUUUCAGCUCUAAUCUCCUCAUGGCUUUAUCUUUGCUAACAAAAAGCUUCCUCAUAAGAAUUUAAAGCUCUAC
Messenger RNA from Moneuplotes crassus, 463 nucleotides. The record is from the annotation of a GenBank genome assembly. NCBI's taxonomy places the organism in Eukaryota, Ciliophora, Spirotrichea, Euplotida, Euplotidae.